Microtus oregoni (creeping vole) is the source of this 913-nucleotide messenger RNA. It is a transcript of the gene Ndufs7, whose product is annotated as NADH:ubiquinone oxidoreductase core subunit S7. Gene Ontology annotation, biological process: electron transport coupled proton transport; mitochondrial respiratory chain complex I assembly; aerobic respiration. The record is from RefSeq and is a predicted model, not a curated record. The transcript is spliced from 8 exons. The coding region runs from base 95 to 772 and encodes 225 amino acids. Gene Ontology annotation, molecular function: NADH dehydrogenase (ubiquinone) activity; quinone binding; 4 iron, 4 sulfur cluster binding. Lineage: Eukaryota; Metazoa; Chordata; Mammalia; Rodentia; Cricetidae.
UUCCGGUUUCCGUGAGCGCCUAUUUGCGCUAAGGACCAGACCCGGAACGCUUUGGAGGACGGACCGCAGAGGUUGUCUGAAGGCCGAGGCGAAGAUGGUGGCGCUGGCGGCUCCUGGUCUCUUCUGUGUGCGGAUCCUGGGCCUACGGUCCAGCAUAGACACAGUGGCCCAGGUGCGCAGAGUCCAUCAGAGUGUGGCCACCGAGGGCCCAAGCAGCACACAGUCUGCUGUGACCAAGGCUGCAGGGGGGGCUGUGGUUCCCAAGCCCUCCCAUCUUCCCAGAAACCGGGCCGAGUAUGUGGUGGCCAAGCUGGAUGACCUCAUCAACUGGGCACGCCGUAGCUCCCUGUGGCCAAUGACCUUUGGCCUGGCAUGCUGCGCGGUGGAGAUGAUGCACAUGGCCGCCCCACGGUACGACAUGGACCGCUUUGGUGUGGUGUUCCGUGCCAGCCCGCGUCAGGCCGAUGUGAUGAUUGUAGCUGGCACACUUACCAACAAGAUGGCCCCUGCACUCCGCAAGGUGUACGACCAGAUGCCUGAGCCUCGCUAUGUGGUGUCCAUGGGGAGCUGUGCCAAUGGUGGGGGCUACUACCACUACUCCUACUCGGUGGUACGAGGCUGUGACCGUAUUGUGCCCGUGGACAUCUAUGUGCCAGAGUGGGUAUCGAGAGGCCCAACACAGCAAGGACACUUCAGAGUACCCCAAGAGUCCUCCAUGUGGGCCCGUGGGGUCUCAGCAUGUGUGUCCUUCAGGCUGCCCGCCCACAGCUGAGGCGCUGCUCUACGGAAUCCUGCAGCUGCAGCGGAAAAUCAAGCGUGAGCAGAAGCUGAAGAUCUGGUACCGCAGGUAGAGCCGCCAGGCCGAGUGGCUCAGCUCCGGAACCCCAGUGUGAAUAAACCCACUCUAGUCCUG